This is a messenger RNA of Acanthopagrus latus (yellowfin seabream), 8190 nucleotides long. RefSeq lists its product as uncharacterized. The coding region runs from base 4126 to 4458 and encodes 110 amino acids. The record is from RefSeq and is a predicted model, not a curated record. NCBI's taxonomy places the organism in Eukaryota, Metazoa, Chordata, Actinopteri, Spariformes, Sparidae. The transcript is spliced from 2 exons.
CUUUGUUUAAUGGAUGUUUACAGGAAAUGCAUUUGGCUCUAACCUUUACUGACUGUCCUCCUCCUGCUCUUACUGUAAUCACGUCCUCCACUUCAUCACGAUCGAGUCGACAAGAGUCUUGCGCGCUCGUCCUUGCUCGCCGUAGAGAGCUGUACUCCUCCAGACUAUCAGCAGGCCUCUAGCUGCACUCAGCGAUGCAAGAUGAUUUCUGCUGGGGAAAAAACGUACAGCUUUAAUCGUUUCUUCGUGGCUGACUCAAGCGUCCAAGAACUGCCUGUUAAUACUGACUGAUUGAGGAGAUCUGCUCGAGGCGAGUCAUUAAAGAUUCCUGCCUCGCCUUCUGUCACAACUUUGUCUUUUAGGUCGCACAUGUUCCUUAAAAAGCGGGGGGGGGAACUGAGUGCAAUCAUAAUAUUUUUUUCUCAGCCCCUUCCUGGCUUUGUGUGCCCCAGAAAUGGCCUUUUCCUGGAUGUUGAAGCACGAUGUCAUGAGAAAGUGAAGUGAAGUGAAGUGACCCGGUCGGGAGUCUCAGAAUGGCAACUUGGUUGAGAUGACAUGAGCCAGGCAAGCAGUUCGAGGUUCAUAUAAACAGUUAUACUGUCUUUAUAAAUGGCCUUUUAUUUCUGCUCUGCGCCGUCAAUAAAUCACAAACUAACCUCGGCUCAGGUGUGCGUCAUCGGCAUUUAAAGUCAGCAAAUGGCCCGCUGAGAAGCCUUCUGGGACGGAAACACGGGCGAUCUAAGUGUUUACUUCAAGAAAAGCGCAAGACUUCUCAUAAAAUGAGCUCCUGACAUCGAUGACCUCAGAUCCCAUUUUAGCUUUUCCUGACGCUGAGGUUUUUUUUGUUUGUUUUUUUUUUCAGCUCACUUUAAAAUGAUCUCACACUUCCUGGCCAGAGACUAAUCAUCAUAACACUUAGUGAUUUAUCUGUUCCAUUUGAAGACUUUACCACUGAUACACCGUUAGACGUCUCUGUUAUAUAAGCUCGAUUACACCUCUGCGCUGCUCCCGUCCCCUCGUCUGUCUCCCUCGCAGACUUUAUUGUUCAGCGACUCCGGCUCGUCGCGUUGACAGCGUUUUCAUAAUGCGAGGGAGAUCAGGGUGCACGCAAAGGUGCCGCUGCUCAGCCAAGCUCAUCACAACAACAUGUACCAACAGCGGAGGAAAUAAUCAAGAAUAAUGUGACGGGCGACGUCGUGGCUCCUGGUGAUGUUCGCGGGCUCCACCACCGCUUGUAAUCAAGUCUCAAUCCAAGUGGAAUGCAGAUUUUUGAUGGAAUUUCCAGAAAAUCGGCCGUAGAAAAUGUGAAUUCCUGUAAUGCCUGCUUCCAUCCAACUGCUGAUAUGAGACUGGAGGGACUGUGGUGCAGUUGGUGGCACUAAUUCUCCAUUAGGGUGCGAUUAAACCAUUACAGGAGAAGGAGAAGAAGGAGGCACAACGACAUGUGUUUGUUUCAUCUCUCAUUCCAGCAGAAGCUAAAGCGACGAUGGUUUAUUCACUGAGUCUGUUUCUUCUGACAGCAGUUCUGUUAUCAUAUUGUAUCGUUUUUUAUCUGUGACUUCGGAAAAAAGGAGACAUGUUUACUUGCAAACCUUGUCAGUGAUCACACACUGAUACAGGUGCCCUCCUGGACACCUUAUGGUGGCUAUAACAUGCCCUCUUUGUUUGCAUAGGCCCAACCACGAACAUAUCGUGCCCUAUUUGUUCUUUCCUGCCCAUCCCCCACAAACAUCCUGAGUCCACCAGUGCAUCUGCAUGUGGUGAGCCCUUCAACCAACCUGUAGCUGUGUGACCACCGAUUCACUCUCCCAUGCUAACUGUGUGCACAGCUCAUUUUGAGUUCUCUAUUAUAGGUCGACUGUUCACCCGCAAUACAACCCUCCUCAAAGGGAAAUCGAGAAGUUUCUCAAGGCUACAAAGCACCAGGAACAUCUCAGGAAACUAAAAAACUCACUGUCUCACUGUCUGUUGCUCAGCGGCGCUGCAUUGGCACGCUGAAGUCACACCUCGAUUGCAUUUGCAUCAGGCACGCUUUGCAUCAUUUCCUUUAAGUAAAAAACAAGGUUUCGUGCGUACCAACAGCAAAAACUAUAUAUUAUAAAGAUUAAACACAAAUGUAGUAUAAACUGUGUACAAUGAGUAUCUAUUGUGUGUUUUUUUAGAGGCCUGAAAAAGGAAACAAGCAAGUUCUCCACGAGGCAAGAACAAACAUUCAAGGAAAAUAUGAAAAACUAAACAGAAUAUUGUGCUGCAGAAACAUGUUUUCUCAGCUUUCCCACCCUCUUUACCAUCUUUUAACCUUCCUCUCAGAUCACCUUUAUCUCGUGGCCACUUGUGAAAGGCCGGCUUGCAGGUUGUUAACCACAAGAGUAAGAUGAAAGGUUGAACGGCUGGCUGGCAAACAUCUACUUUUAAAGCUUGUGGGGCCCACAGUCACAUGACCUUUAAACUUAAACGUACAAAACAAACAAAAAAUGCAACCACAUGUACAAAUAGCACCAAGCACAGCUUUAUGUGUGGGGAUGUAUUUUAGAUGAGAUGUGUUUUUAGAGAUGCGACCGCUCUGUCUGAACUCCUGCCUCGGCGUCUCAGGUUGCCUCUUAGCUUCGAGCGCUCGGCUUCCUGUUGAGCAAAUGAACAGGGGGGAAGUUAGCAGUCUGUCUGUGGGUAAACCAAUUUCACACAUGAGACGCGACGCACAGCGACAGCCACGCCAAAUCUAUUUGCUCUCCACUUGCAGGUGCAUCUUGGCCCCUCUCCCUCUCUCUGUGUCUGCCUAAGAAAGCAGCCAAAUGUGAGAUGAAAAUCUCUUCUCCCUCCUGCAUCUAGAAUACAAAGAGGCUCCGUAGCCGUGAGCUAUAGACAAUCUAGGGGACAUACUUGAGUCAAACGGUGUUUGAAAAACUAUAGUAGUUUAACAGCAUUUAGAUAAAGACGUCGCCUCGAGGCCUCCGACUGAAUCAAACAGUCUCCCAGAUAAAGGAACACUGUGACUUUUAUUUUUCUCAGACGGACUUAUUAUUGCAGAUCUGGUCCAAGUGUCUCUCCUUGUGUUUUCCUCUCCAGGAGAGCUAUUAAGAGGAGAUUUCAUUUGAGGCCAGGGUGAAACGUUACAAUCAGACAUUUAUGAAAACUUAAACCGGAUCCCAUCAAUCUCCUCCGAUGGGAGCCAUUAGCCGGAUAUAUUCAGAUGAAUCUCCUGCAGCAGGCCUCUCACUGGCCGACCUGUCUCCCCCCUCGACUCGGAUUUUUUUCCCUGACGCUCUGUCGCUCUCUCUCCCUCUCAGCGGGACUCUUAGAAAGAUUGGUUACCUCUAUCUCUGUCUGGCCUUCCCUCAGACACAAUCUCUCUCUCCGUUUCGUCCUCUCUUUCCUCUCUUUGCCCCUCUCUCUCUCUCUCUCUCUCCCUCAGCGGGACUCUUAGCGAGAUCUGCCCUGAAUCCUGAACGACUCCUCUGCAGUAUUAAUGAGGGGAAAAGCUGAAAAUCCAAAGCUGAAACUGACAAGAGGAGAGGGGGCAGAGCGAGGAGUUGAGACGUUAAAGAACACGCCCAAAUUGAACCACCUCUCUACAGCUGGAUUGAGCUAAACUGAAAGGCAAAGGGCAAGAGGACAGGAGAAGACAAAGAGCAAAGAAAAGCUGUUACUGGAAUGCCAAGCCGCAUAAACAAAGUUGGCCGAAGUGCAGAUUUGGGUUGGUUUUUUUUCCUCCAGAAUCGUCACAUCUGGGUGAUUUCAAAGCGAGGCCGGUUAUAAACAAAUGAGCUGUUGGUCUCUUGGAUUUGUUUAAAGAAUGCCUCGGCUCUGUAACCACCUCACAGGACACUUUAAAGGAAGGAGGCGCACAUGAAGUGGCCCUCGGUGCUUUCAGUGUUUCCAUUUAGCAUAAACAACACGAGCCUGAGCGCACACUCCAGCCUCGCAGAUACCCCGCCACUUCAGAGCUGGAUCCAGAUUGCACACAAGGACUUUUAUCUUAAGUGAACACCAUAUCUUAAUUAUUUUUGGAGUCUCCCUCACAUUCACUGACUCACGGGCUUCACAACCCUCUCAAGGAUUAAUUAAAUCUUUUACAACUGCAGCAGACUCCAGUUAAAAGGAGCCAGCGCUCCGUAUCUGACAGCCAUGGAUGGGAAGGCCGACAGCAUCCAGGAGUUUUUCAACCAACUCUGGAGCUUCGCUACGGACAAGCACAACCAGGGGGUCUACAACACGGUCUGCCUGGUGGUCCUCCUGACCCUCCCCCUGCUCGUCCUCCUCACCACUCUGGUGGUGUGCUGCCACUGCUGCUGCUGUCGCCAUAGCAACGUCUGCUGCUGUUGCUGCUGCUGCCGAGAUGGGACGCUGAGGUCGGAGACGAAGAAGAAGAAGGGCUCGGGCAACAACGAGGAGGACUUGUGGAUCUCUGUCAAGACGGGGCCAAUGACGCCCGACAGGGUCGCUCUGGCCAUGGUGUAGGCGGCCAUUUUUUUUAAAAACUGAGAUUGCUGAUCCUGGGCCAGGUGGUGCAGUGGAGCUGAUGGAGCAGAUACAUGGUAGUAAGAGAAGUGGAUGGAGCCAGUGUGGACUACCGUCUUUUAAAGCCUCAGCAUUACCGGGGUUGAUAUUUGGAUGAGAGGGUGGAGCUUGGGGGGGUGGGGGGUUAUGAUUGGAUCUGACUGAGAACCCAAUGGCAUACUGUGGUAGCGAUCGGUGGCUCACAAGGAAGCCACGGUUUAAAUCGGACCUUAAUUUACAAACUGAGCAUCCUGCUGUAUUGAAAAAAACUUGAGACUGUAAACUCAUCAGGAAAGUGUUCACAGAGGAAACAGAUCAGGUGAAAAGUGGGGUCAUUUUUUCAUACGCUUCCAUAUAAUCAUAUUUCUUUUUGAAACCGGUGGGUUUGCACCCCUGCUGACCAUCAGAAAGGUUGAAGUGACCUUUCAGAUGCAGGAGGCUCCGUCCACUUCUCUUUAUACUGUGAAUGAUUGAGACAGUGGUUCAGAGUGACCCAUAAUGUAGCGGGCACAUGUUUGGUUGAAUAUGUUAAACAAUACACAGAUUCUUGUCAUUUUGUGUGUAUGUGAACGAUGUUUACAGUAUUUUGUUUGAGCUUUUUAGUGCGUGGUACAUAAAAGGAAGAAGUAUGCUAAAAACAGAGGAAUAUGUGUGUGUGUGUGUGACAGAGAGAAAGAGAGCGAGAGCGAGAGAGAGAGCGAGAGAGAGAGAGAGAGAGAGAGAGAGAGAGAGAGAGAGAACAGUGUUAUUGAGAGCACUUUGUUCUUUGAGCUCCCAUGUGAAAUUCAUUGCGUCUGUAUCUGGGAGAGAAAGAGAGAGAGAGUCAAUUUAAAGUGUGCCCAGCGUUCAGGCAGCUGUAAUGCUGCCUUCUUUUUCACAUUCAGCCGGCAAUCGACACCGAUGAUUGACUCUCACUUUCUAAAGUGGAAUCACUGACAUCCAAAAAGUUUAACUUGCGCCGCGCGGAAAGAAAAACUCGGACUUCCAUCGCUUCAAUUUUGUCUCAUCUUCUUACUUUAUUUGCUUCAUUCAGUGCAGCACAGCCGAGGCACUCCUCCCCGUUUUUGCCGUUUGGGAGCGUUGCAGUAUUCAGGUCAAGUGAGCCUUGAAGGCACAAUUCAUAAUCCAAAUGUAAUCUUCUCAAACUGAUUAACAAAUCUUUUUAAAUGAAGACUAGACAACAACCGUAUCGAAGCCGGAGUUGUUAUUUGUGGGAGCUUGUAUUUAUUUAAGUUUUGGAUUCAGGUGAUACAAAUUCUCAAUCUGGAGGACAAAAAGUUAUGCAAAUCAAAUGUCUCGCAACUUUGAAUUUAAGAGGAGUUUAGGUGAAAUGAAGGUGAGGAAACACUUUCGGUGACAUGUUUUUGAGUAGUUCUACUAAAUAAAAUUGGUCAUAAUGAGCACGCAUCAUUCAAAGUGGGCCAGUUAGAGCCGAUGACUAUGUAUCAGUGUGAAAAACAUCACACAUCAAGCUGACAAUAAUUAUUUUUUCAAAUCACUUUCCACAGCACUAAACUAUCUGAUGUACAGCAGCAGCAUUUCUUUCUUUCUCCUGUUUGGUUUUCUUUUUGUUUCCUUUUCCCUGUUUGUCACUGAGUUGUUAAUUUCAGGGUUACUGUGAUUGAAGAUAUUUAGGCUAAACAUGACAGAAUUGCAUGUCUUUGUUCGCGAGAGAAUUCCUUUCCAACUCUGAACACACGAGUACGGAAGUCCUGAGGUGUGACUGAGACAUUUUGUGUUUUUCCUGAUGAUCCUUUCUCUAAGUAUGAUCUAAAUGUUUAUCUCUCCUGCGUCUACGACUUGUGAUCUGGUGGGGAAAAAAAGUUUUGUCAAGAUAAUCUUUCUAAAUUCCUAAAAAAGAAAUAAUUCCCUUUGACAAAACAGGAAAGAAAAAAAAAAUCAGGAGAAUACAUUAGUUUUUCUGUGCAUGUGUGGAACUAUGUCAUUUAUGAAAUACUCAUUUCAACCACAAGAGGCUGAACAGCAGCACUACCCCAUGUUCUAGCAGGUCAUAUUAACAUGACUGACACGUCUUUCUUUUGGCGACGAUAGCAUCGCACUAGUCUGCCGUAAGAGUCCUGAAAAAAAUCUGAAAACAAAAGAAAAAGAAAUUCCCUCAGUUACUGCCAGAACUUAGAAAGAUCAUCCUUGCAAUCAUUUUCUUUUCUCCAGAAGAUCACAAGUCAGAAAAAAAAUAUUUAGAUCAGAUUCAGAAAAAAGAUCAUCAGAAUAAAUUAAUGUCUCACUGACCCCUUGCCUCCGUAUACAUCUGCCCAAUCAGUUAAAUUCUCCUCCUCAACGUUAUUUUUGUUUUGUUUUUCAGUUUGAGUCUUUUAAUCUCUCACCGUCAGAGAUUUUUUGCUCCUCGACUAUCCUCAGAGCAUUCUUACUGUAAAUGUAACGUAAUUCUUAAAAGCUUGAUCAAUACGGGUCCUGGUGUUUCGCACCAACAAUGUUUGUAUAUACAUCACAAUUAAAAUUAUAUGAAUUUACAUUUACAAAAGCCAUGUGAUAAAAAUGUUUUAACGAGUACUCAAAGCAAGUUUUGAACGUGUUUUAUAAAAAUAAAAAAUACAGAGGAGAAACCCUGAUAUGAGCAAAUGAUUUGGGAUUAAAGCAGAUUGCAUUUGAAGGCUCCUUCCUUUUUUUUUUUCUUUUUUUUUAAGUGUGUGACAUCUCAAAGCCCAAUUAAACAGAAGCCUCUCAGCAGUAUCAUCAUCUUUAUGCAUUAGCUUAUAUUGGCACUAAGUUGAUCUUCUUGCUCAAGUGCUGCUGGGAAAACAAGCCGCACUCAUUUCAUUACUGCUCAGACAGAUACAACCCCGUGUGGAAAUCGGGGUUUGUCUCCUCUGCUUCAUGUUACGAAGAGGGAAACUCUUGGUUUGCCGGAGCUUCAUUUGAAAGCUUACCCUGCAAAAUAAAAAGCCUCUGUAGCAAUCAGCGUUAAGCGCCGCUAGCCAAGAAAUCACAUUGCCGGCAUGUUCGGGGGUUGGCUCUGCAUGUCAUUGUGGUUUUGUAUUAGUCAGAGGGAGAUUUACAGCCAGUUUCGGUUCAUUCUUACAAAUUGCGACAAGCUCUUAACAGCCUAAACGAUGAUACAAACAGGGAGAAGAUAAAAGAAAGUUAAGAUUAAAGGGCUAAUUUAACAUUUUAAGAAAUCUUCCUUUUUGUUCGCUUGCUGAGAGCUGGAUGACAGAUACAACUACAGCUGGAACUGGUUAGUUAGCUUAGUACAAAAAGUGCAAACAGGAGGCAACUGCUCGCCUGAUCUGUCUAGAGGAAAAUUAUAAUUAAUCAUUCAUAAUCUUGUAUUUUGUUUGUUUAAUCCUAGAGGUGGAAAGUAACUACGUACAUUGACUGGUUACUUUGCAUAGUAAAGCACGUAACGACAAAUAAAUGAUGAUAAAUCCAUACAACAACACAAAUUUCUUGGCCAGGACCAGUUGCUGUAGUCCAAGAAGCUGCCUGAAACAUAACCAUCUCUGCGAACGCUCACUGUCAAACAAUAAGAAGUUAAUUAAUGACUGCUCUGAGGGGAUUUGCUACUGUCAGACAAAAGCCUGAGUAGCUUCACUAGACGUUUUCCCUCUGUUGUAAGUCGCUGGCUUGUGGCUCCAGCUAUAUAUUUUCUGCACAGACAUGAGAGUUUUAUCUAUCUUGGCACAAUCUUUCUUUCACAUAAGUGAGUCUUGU